Molecule: messenger RNA, 948 nt
Organism: Beta vulgaris subsp. vulgaris (sugar beet)
Lineage: Eukaryota; Viridiplantae; Streptophyta; Magnoliopsida; Caryophyllales; Amaranthaceae
Exons: 2
Coding region: 1-948 (315 amino acids)
Molecular function (GO): zinc ion binding; nucleic acid binding
Source: RefSeq, a predicted model, not a curated record
AUGAAGCUGCGAAAGGAUGUUUAUGAGAUUGGAAAAAGAAAAGGUAAAGGUCAAGAAAUUUCAAUAAGCAAUGUUUUUAAGAAGCAGAACACUGGAUUCUUAGGAAACAACAAUGGUCAGAGGCAAAUCCCUCGCUGCAACAUAUGCCACAAAUUGGGCCAUGUAGCCAGGGAAUGUCGAGCAGGAACCGAUCAGUGCUAUCGGUGUGGUAAGACGGGUCAUAUGAUUAAGAAUUACCCGAAUUUGGAAAGGAAGAACGAAAACACUAAUAACCGGGGGCCAGUGCAAAGGAACAAUUCUCAGAACUAUGGUUAUGGUAGGAAUGCAAGUAAUAUUGCCAACAGAAACCUCCACCUCCAUUCGUUUAUAUCUACUGCAUUUUCUAGAAGCUUGAAUGCAAAACCAUGCUCUGAAUUCUCUGCCAUGUGUGUCACCAUCCCUAAUGGUGAAUCCAUCUUGUAUGUCAUGUAUAGUAAUUGUCCUAUUCUUAUAGGAGGAUGUGAAUUUCAAGUAGACCUCGUUCGAUUUGAAUUAACCGACUUUGAUGUGAUAUUGGGAAUGAAUUGGUUGUCGAAGUACAAAACGAACAUAAAUUGCCUUAACCAUGAAAUAACCCUCAUGAAGCCAGAUGGGUGUAAGGUUUCUUAUCGAAGAAGAAAAGUCCAACCCAUACCUGAAAUCAUCUCAUCCUUGAAAGCCUUCAAGUUACUUUCAAAGGGUCAUUGUGGAUACCUAUGCAGUGUGGUAGACCUAACCAAACCUGAACCCUCAUUAUCCGAUAUUCCCAUAGUUUGUGAGUACCCUGAUGUAUUUCAGAAAGAGAUAUCUGGCAUGCCACCAGAAAGAGAGAUAGAUUUCAGCAUUGACCUCGUUCCUGGAUCUGCUCCUAUCUCCAAGGCACCUUAUCGAAUGGCACCUGCUGAGUUACAAGAACUGAAAAACAACUAG